CCUUCUGCAUGUGUCAUAAUGGCUGCCUGCAGUAAGGCCUGUCCAGCUGGAAUGUGAGCAGAGCAGGCAGCUGGAACGGCAGCAUGGGGAGCUGUCUCCAAAUGGAGUGAGAAUGUGCAGGAGCAGAAGUUGCCAGCUCAUAUCUGCUUAAGCAAUUAAACCAUCGAGGUGCUGAUUGCUCCUCUGUCCUUACCUGCACUUCUUAUUUUCUGUACUUCAGAAAAAGUAGAGUAUUUCCUGAUUUUUCAGGUAGGGCCUUGGUGUUCCUGUUGGUACCCAUCACUUCUGGUCGGGCACUCGGUUCUGCUGAGCAGAGCCUGACUGUGAUGUUUGUACCCUCUGUUGAGGUACUUGAAGGCAUUGAUGAGAAUCUCCCUGAGCCUCUUCCAGGCUGAGCAGCCCCAGCUCCCUGCCUUUUUUCACAUGAGAAGUACUUCACUGACCAAACUUGGUUGCCCUACAUUGCACUCUUUCCAGUAGCUCCAUGUUUCUCUUAUACUGGGAAGCCCAGAACAGGGCUCAGUGUGAGCUGGUCAGUGCUGAGCAGAGGGGAACAAUCACCUCAGUGCUGAGCAGAGGGGAACAAUCACCUCCCUCCAUCUGCUCUCAACACUUUGCCUAGUGUAGCCCAGAAUAUCAUGAGCCUUCUUCACAGCAAGGGCAUACUGUGGGCUCAUUUUUCCUUUUGUAUUCACCAGGAGUCCUUGGGCCUUUUCUGUCAAGCUGCUUUACAGCCAGGUGCCUGGAAGUGCUCUCCAGGGACAGGACUUCACAGCUCCCAUGGCUGAGCUGCAGUGAGGUUGCUGUCAGACCAUUUUUUUUCCAGCCUGUCAGGGUCUCUCUCAGCAAAACCCUUGGGUGUAUCUACCCCUCUUGUCCAUAAGAUCAGCAAACUGAGGGUGCAGUAUAAGCCACGGAUCCAUAAUGACGAUGUUAAGCAGGAGUGGACCCACUGUUGACUCCGGGGUGCAUUACAUUACUGGCCUCCAGCCUGACCCUGCACAGCUGUUUGCCUCUUACUGCUUGGCUCAUCCAGCCCACGCCUCAUCAAUUUCUCUGUCAGGGUCUUAAUUGGAGGUGGUGCUUAUAAGCCUUGCUGAAGUCAGAGUUAAAAUAUCUACUGCUUUCCUCUUGUCUGCCAAGCCAGCUAUGUUUUCAUAGAAGAAAUUGGUCAAGUAUGAUUUCCUCUUGCAAUUUUAAAAUAAAUAAAUAAACCAAAAGGCCUGAGAUGAUGAUCUGGUCACAAUCCCCACAAACCUGUGCAGUGUGGCAACCACCAAACAGCCCUUAUUUCCAGAAGUACUCAAGUCAAUCACUGGGACUUGUAUCCUGCUAUAAGGUAGCUUUGCAGAGACCAGGGUAGCAAAACACCUGUGUGCAAAGAAUUUAAUGUGUGGCAAUGGAGGCUACGUUGAUGAAAAGGUUUUUUUGUUUCAAGCAUGAAAUGAAACAGCAGUCUUGGCUACCAGGGUGGUUAUGAAAGUUUUUUGGAUGGCUUAAGCAAAGUUGGGGUUGGCAGUUGAGAUCCUUUCUCAAUUUUGACCUGUUUCUGUUGCGAGUUUACUGCCUCUGAUUCACUUAACUCAAAAUUAUGCAUCUACAUCUUGUAAACGGAAAGCAAAGGCAGGGUGAACCAGAAAAUGUGUUGAGUGGGUUGGUUGGGUUUGUUAGUUUGUUAGCUUUGUUGGGGUUUAGUUUUGUUUUUAUUUCAAGUACUUAAGUUUUAAAAAAAGAUCCUGUAUAGGCUGAGUGCAGCAUGCAGAGCAAUCACUUCUGAGUCUUGCUUUCCUAUUUCUUCUUCCAGCAGUUCAGGGUGUAUAAUCAAGAACAGCUGCAGUUUAACUCUCUUAGAGUGUUCUGGGAUAGUAUGAAUGUAAUUAAAGUGAAGUAUAGAUUGUCUAAAUCUGAACAGCUUAAAUAAAAAGCUAAUGCCUUUUGAAAGCAGUCUGUUCUUUUGUUCUUUUCCUUUAGUCCUCCACGGUGGCAGUAGCUGCAGCAGGUCAUAGGGCACAUCCAAAACCUGCGGGUCUAACAUGAGGCACUGCACUGCUUCCCCCACUUGUAAUGGAGGAGGAGAAUUUAACCAAAUACCUACCAAAUGCUUACUUAGCAGUCUUGUCUUCAGAGAAGUCUAUUUUUGUGGGUUUUUUAAGUAUUACUCUAUGUAUGUAUAAUAUCAAGCCUCACUGCUGGAAAUAGCUGUAGAAAGCUGUGUGUUUCUAAUGAGGUUGUUUUCUUCUCACCAUUUCUGGAGGUAUUCUGGUAGCAUCUCUGAGACAAAUGGAAGAGUCUGCCUAAGCUUUAAUAGAUGUGCAAGGUGCUGUUGACCAGAUUUUACUUUAAAUUGCUAUUUCACCAAUGCAAGUGUACAAGAAGAGACUGUUCCAUUCCUGGGUAUCAUAAAGCUUGUUCUGAAUUGACUUUGAAAAACAUUCUACUAGAAUGACCUCAGCUGUGUGCACUCAGUUUGCUAUUUUGAGUUUAUUUUCAUGUAUCGUGGUGCUGCUGGGCAACUAAUCUUUUUAACAUGGCAUUUGUUCUCGUUUUCAUGUUUCUUUUCUGUUUUUAGCAGUAUAUGGUAACCGGCAGUUCUGACCACCUUAAUGAUGAAAACAGAAGCUAAGGAUGGAGAGGAGGAAAGCCUGCAAACAGCAUUCAAAAAGCUGAGAGUUGAUGCAGCUGGCUCUACUGCUUCUCUUUCUAUUGGUGAAGGGACACGAGCACUAGUUAGAGCAGCAGCAGAUGAAACCAAACCUAAGAAUGCUUGUACUUCUAAGGAUAUCUGGCAUGGGUCUGUGAAGAAACCUUCCAGAGGAGCUGUGAGAACUCAGCGUCGCAGGCGUUCCAAGUCCCCAAUUCUUCAUCCUCCAAAAUUUAUUCACUGCAGCACAAAAUCACAAUCCACGUGCAACCAACUGAUGCACAAAGGCCAGAUUGAUGCCCCAGCUGAUGGCGGUGCGUUUGGAAUAUUAGUCCCAAAGGAAGCUUGUGCACACGAACGAUGCAGUAUUGCCUCAGACAUUGGCCAGAAAAGAGAUGGCGUCGGUUGUUCCGGAGCCUCUGCUGCACAGUCCACGUCGGUGAACACACAAGAAAAUUCUCCCACUGCCAUUUCUUUAGUAUCUGAAGCAAGCCUAAAGACUGCAGAUCUCUCUGACUUCCGAUCUGUGUCCAAGCUGAACAAGCAUAAGCCAUGUGCCUGCGUAGAUAAAGCCUGUCAGUGUAAACGAUGGCAAGAAAUGGAGGUGUAUAAAUUCUCUGGCUUGCAGAACACUUUCACGUUGGCAUCUGAUAGAAGAACAGUUGCUGAGGAUCACUCCCAGUCUUUGCCAUCGAGAACUCCAUCGAGUUCUCCACGCUCUUGCUCUGAGCAAGCCAGAGCCUUUGUGGAUGAUGUGACUAUCGAAGACCUUUCUGGAUACAUGGAAUAUUACUUGUAUAUUCCAAAGAAAAUGUCUCACAUGGCAGAAAUGAUGUACACCUGAAAACAAGGACUGCUAAAAACAGAAGGGUGGGUGGUUUGUACAUGUCCUUAGUCACAGUCAUGUGAGAUGGAACCUGAUCGUUGCUCACUGUGCUUGCAAUAAAAUCCUUUCUUCGCAUCUUA
Molecule: messenger RNA, 3607 nt
Organism: Centrocercus urophasianus (Greater sage-grouse)
Lineage: Eukaryota; Metazoa; Chordata; Aves; Galliformes; Phasianidae
Gene: OSER1
Product: oxidative stress responsive serine rich 1
Exons: 3
Coding region: 2604-3485 (293 amino acids)
Biological process (GO): cellular response to hydrogen peroxide
Source: RefSeq, a predicted model, not a curated record